AUGUCAAUAUUUGGUCCCGAAUUUGAACAGAUUUGGCCUAAAGCCGGUUCUGCCUUAAAAUUAACUGAAUUCGGCAAGAAGCUGUUGAAACAAUGUGAAAAUAUCAAGAAACCUGAAAAGACAGACGUGGAUAUUGAGGCCUUUAUGAAGAAAUCUUCGGAAUUUCCCUUGGAGUUCGGCUCCAACAACUGUCGGGUUAUGAGGCAACCCAAGGACCGCCAUCCCAUCAUUCAGAAACAAAUUUCAUCAGCAUAUCCAGUAAUACAUGAGAGAGUAUUGCAGUUGUAUUUGGAUUUCUUGGAAUAUAAAUGUUUAUAUGGAAAUUCAAUUGAAAAGGGAAUUUAUCAAAAUCUAAGUUUAAACGCAUUCGUGCAACGAUUAUUACAAAAACGUUGCGCUAGUUUCUUUGGCCGAAAUGAUAAAUUCUUACUCUUGACACGUCAUCGAGGUUGUGGUGGUUUCAAAGAUGUGGGAACCACACCCGAAAAAUAUCCAUUAACAUUAGAAAAUGUCUUGAGUUACGAUGAAAUGAAGCUUUCAGCACUGCUAUCUGUCUCAUCCUAUUCGGAAUUGAUUAACAAUGGUAAUCGUCAAAAUUGUGGAGUUAUUGAAAAGAACAAAUUGGCCAUAGAACAAGAGGGUAUAGUUGUGGGUUUAAUUGGUGCACGACUAAAUCAGCCAAUGGUUAUGGAAUUUCAGGAUAUAAUUAUAACAAAAACACAAAAUAGUCCAGUAAACGGUUAUGGCGACUCUAAACAUGAUAAACCCAAGGCCAAAUAUCGUAAAAUAUGGCAAAAGUUCUAUGAGGAAUCGGAUUUGCUAUUCGAUUCCGUGAAAAUCGAUAACCGUCGAUUUGGACCAACUAAAACUCCAAAUGAUAUUUUUGACAAUCUAUUAAUGAAGAAACGCUAUACGAUAUCAUUUGACACAUUGUUAUUGGAGAGCAAUGAGCGUGCCAAAAAUGCCGGUCAACAGGCGUAUAUACAUGUUGUUGGCAUUGGUCUGGGUGUUUGGAACGUUGCCGAGCAGCAGGAGAAAAUAUUUCUGGAAACAUUCACUCAACGUCUAAAAUAUUUGUUACCCAAACUUCAGUAUAUUGAUGUGGUACAUUUCUCCUGGUUCCAACUGAACACAUGGGGAGAACUGGGAAAUGGCAAAGUGUUCAAAUCCGAAACUCAUCCCUCAGGUGGUAUAACGUGUUACCUAUCGAAACGGAAUCCGGCAGAUAGACUGAAAAUAAACGACAACAAAGCCAGACUGUUGAUAAUUUCAUAUGCUUGGGAUGGUAAUGCCUUGCCGGGAAAUGAAUUUUGGAUGAAAAUGUUAAAAUCCACUGGAGACUCUUCUACUGCCUGUAGUACAUUAAUAACGGAACUUCACAAUCCCCACAUCAAUAAGGAAUGGGUGAAUGGUGAUAAUUUACACAUUGCCAGCGAGAAUUACGGUGUCAUACACAUUAGAGAUUAUGUGAAAAAUAUAAAACCCGAUUGAAAUA
Molecule: messenger RNA, 1495 nt
Organism: Musca vetustissima
Lineage: Eukaryota; Metazoa; Arthropoda; Insecta; Diptera; Muscidae
Exons: 5
Coding region: 1-1491 (496 amino acids)
Source: RefSeq, a predicted model, not a curated record